Hordeum vulgare subsp. vulgare (domesticated barley) is the source of this 4534-nucleotide messenger RNA. Its product is annotated as putative disease resistance protein RGA4. The transcript is spliced from 5 exons. Lineage: Eukaryota; Viridiplantae; Streptophyta; Magnoliopsida; Poales; Poaceae. Bases 3 to 4133 code for a protein of 1376 amino acids. The record is from RefSeq and is a predicted model, not a curated record. Gene Ontology annotation, molecular function: ADP binding.
CGAUGGUCCUGGAUGCCUUUGCGUCAUACGUGCUACACAUGCUGACGGAGAUGGCGAGUGAAGAGGUGCACAUGUUGCUUGGAUUCAAACGUGAGAUCGACAAGAUGCACAUUAAGCUUAGGGAUCUCAAGAACUUCCUCGCUGAUGCUGACAGGAGAAACAUCACUGACAAGAGGGUGCAAGAAUGGGUGUCCCAGCUCAAGCGUGCCAUGUAUGAAGCUGCCGACAUCCUCGACCUCUGCCAGCUCAAGGCCAUGGAGCACGGUAUGUCCAGUGCAAAUGUGGGGUGCUGCAACCCCUUGCUUUUCUGCAUGCGGAAUCCCUCCCAUGCCCACGACAUCGGUACCCGCAUCAAGGCGCUCAACAAGAGGCUCGACAUCAUCAUGGAGCGAAGCGCUGCUUUCAGCUUCAUCCCUCUUGGUUCCUAUGAGGAUCGCAACAGCAAGGUCCAUGGCUCUCAUUCUGGCAAUAAAAGACGUGAGACAUCAGGGGAGUUUGAUCGGUCCGGUGUAGUCGGAGAGAAGAUCGAACAAGACACGAGAAAGCUAGUCGAGAUCAUGCUGAGUGAAAAGGAGGUCAAUACCAACAUCAUGGUAGUCGCCGUUGUUGGGGUUGGUGGAAUCGGCAAGACCACUCUUGCCCAGAAGGUCUUCAACGAUGAAGCCCUGAAUGCCGAGUUCGAGAAGUCGAUAUGGUUGAGCAUCAACAAGGACUUCGACAAGGUUGACUUGCUCAGGACAAUCAUCACGCAAGCUGGGGGACAACAUGGUCGCGAAAAGGCAUUGGCUGUGCUUCAGCCAAUCCUUGCCACCAGCUUGAAAGGGAAGAAGCUAUUCCUGGUGCUAGAUGAUGUUUGGGACCAUGAAGCAUGGGAUGAUGUGCUUAAAACAUCCUUGUCUAAUGUUGUGGCUCAAGGUAGCCGAGUCCUCGUCACUACUAGAGAUGAAAGAGUAGCUCGAAGGAUGAAAGCUGUGCUUCCCUACCACCAUGUGGACAAAUUAGAGGAGGAGGAUGCCUGGUCAUUGCUCAAGAAACAGAUAAUCUCAAGUGAGACAGAUGAAUGUGAAAUUGAUAUGCUCAAGGAUAUUGGAGUGCAGAUUGUUGGAAAAUGUGAUGGUUUGCCUCUUGCUCUCAAAGUAAUGGGUGGGAUCUUGUGUCAGAAGGACAAAAAACAGCUGUUUUCUAGGAACGAAAUCAUUGGCAUGUGGAUUAGUGAAGGAUUUCUUCACGGGACCUUAGAUGACAUAGAAGAAUUAGGAAGCAAGUACUACAAGGAGCUGAUACUGAGGAAUCUUAUAGAGCCAAAUACAGUUUAUGUUGAUCAAUAUGUCUGCAACAUGCAUGAUGUUGUACGCUCAUUUGCUCAAUUUGUGGCUAGAGAUGAGGCACUAGCAGUUCAUAGUGGAGAAACUAAUAUUGUUAGUAAACUUAGUGCACAUGAGUUUCUUCGGUUAUCUCUGGAAAGCAAAGCAUCAGAAUCAUAUGGGUUAGAGUGGAGUUCUUUGCAAGCACAAAAGACAUUAAGGGCAUUAAUAUCAACUGGCUAUAUAAAUAUCAAGCCUGGUGAUUCGUUAGUUAAUUUUCCAUGUCUACAAACUUUGCAUAUAGAUUCUGCACAUGUUGUAGAAUUGCUUGAAUCUUUGCAUGAACUCAAGCACCUGAGGUACUUGUCCUUACGAGAAACUGAUAUAUCUAGUCUGCCUGAUAGCAUUGGAAAUAUGAAAUUCUUGCAGUACAUUAGCCUUUUUGGAUGCAAACAAUUUGUGAAACUUCCAGGUAGCAUUGUGAAGUUAGGGCAGCUAAGGUACCUUAACUUCAAUGCAACAAGUAUAAAAGGCAUACCCAGGGGUUUUUGUGCUCUGACGAACUUAAGGGUAUUACUUGGGUUUCCAGCCCAGGUGGAUGGUGAUUGUUGUAGUUUGGAAGAGUUGGGUCCUCUUUCUCAGCUCAAGAUUCUUGAUUUGGACGGAUUGGAGAAUAUAACUACUUCCUCAUUGGCAGCAAAGGCAAAGCUUGCUGACAAGGUGCAUCUUACUACUCUAGUCUUAAAUUGUGGUAGUAUAUUAGGAGAUGAUGGACUGAUUAAAGAGGAAGAUUGUGUCUCUGAGGAAGAGCAACAACAAAUGGAGAAGGUGUUUCAUGAGCUCUGCCCUCCGCCCAGGUUAGAAUCUCUUGAUAUGAGAGGAUAUUUUGGCCGAUGGCCCCCAAGGUGGAUGAUGUCAUCAUCAGAUGUGCCCCUCCAGAGCUUAAGGAUUCUGUUCAUUGUCGACCUAGCUUGCUGCACACAGCUUCCUGAUGGCUUGUGUCGGCUCCCCUAUCUGGAGUUCAUUCAGAUCAAUUGUGCUCCAGCCAUCAAGUGUGUUGGACCUGAAUUCAUGCAGUCCAACAAUCACUACAACGCUCGUCCUGCCCAAAUGGUGGCUGCAUUUCCGAGAUUGCAUAAGAUGGAAUUAAUAAGAUUGGUGGAAUGGGAGGAGUGGGACUGGGAGGAGCAAGUGCAAGCCUUUCCUGUCUUGCAGGUGCUUACGCUAGAUAGAUGCAAAUUGAAGUGUCUUCCUCCUGGCCUUGCAUCCCAGGCAAGGGCUUUGAAUAAAUUAAUCAUAUCCUAUGUCCAGGGCCUCAUCUCUAUAGAGAACUUUCCAUCUCUGGUUGAGCUGGAUCUGGAUGAAAACCUUGACUUGGAGAGGAUCACUAAUCUUCCCAGGCUGCAGAAGCUUACCAUCGAAGACUGCCCAAAGCUGAAGGUGUUGGAGGGUGUUCCUGCACUCCAGAGGCUCAUGCUCACAGAUAAAGACAUGGAGACACUCCCAAUAUACAUGGGAGGUAUAAACCCAAGACAUUUGGAGUUAUGCUGCCGCCUAGCACUGCUUGCUUCCAUAGCCGCGGGACAAUCUGGCCUUGAGUGGGACAAGUUCAGGCAUGUUGGGCAUGUCAAGGCUUAUGCAGGCGAAGGAGGUAAUUCCAGGAAAUGGUAUGUCUUGUACACAGCUAAGCCCUACAACUUGGAGACAAAUGUCAGCUUCUCUUUCAUGUCCAGAGGAACCUUGUCUUAUUUUGAGGAUGCACAAAGAUUUCAGUUUGUCUUCAAAAUGACGAGAGAAACCUUUAGCUACAUCUGCAGCUUGGUGAUGGAGCCGUCAAUGCAAGAUAUGAACAGCUACACCUUUGUUAACGGAAGGGUGCUGUCUUUACAAGACCGGGUAGCCGUUGCUCUUAGAAGGCUGCAUUCCAGUGAGCCAACAGGGAUCGUAGGAUCCUCUGUUGGUGUGAACGAGUCAACCGCCUUGUCAGUAACUGAGAGGUUCGUUGAUGCUAUGUGGGAGCAGGCAGACCACCACUCAAGCUGGCCAGACUGCAAUGAGAAGGAUGAAAUCAAAUCCAAGUUUGAGAAGAUCCACAAGAUGAAUAACUGUUGUGGUGUUAUAUGUGCAACUCAAAUCCCAUUUGGACCUAACUGGGAGAAGAAUAAGACCACUCAGAUGCAAGUGAUCGUUGAUCCAGAGAUGAGGUUCAGAAACAUCUGGUUGGGAUCGGCAGGUAGCAUAAACCACAUAAACAUAUUGUACGACUCUCAUCUCUUUAAUGGGUGCGAGAAGGGCGGUAGGCUGAAUGGCAGCAAGCUAAAGGUAGCAUUGGAUGGAUCAGAAGUCGGGGAAUAUAUAAUUGGUGAUACAGGAUAUCCUCUUCUUCCGUGGCUACUCACGCCUUACCAGGAAGAAGACCUCUCAGAUACCAAAGCAGAGUUUAAUAGGCGACACUCCGCGGCCAGAACCUGUGCUCUGAAGGCGAUGGCAAGGCUCAAAGACACAUGGAAGUGCCUGCAGGGAGAGGUGUGGUGGCCGGCCAAUCUGGAAACUCUAAGUAAAAUAAUAUAUGCCUGCUGCAGAUUGCAUAACAUAGUCAUAGAACUGGAGGAUGAUGCAGCCAUGCUGAGCACCAAGCGGAAGAAUUACUCCAUGGAAGUGCGUGAGAUAGCAAAGGAGGACGCUGUCAGGGCGAGGGAUAUGCUGUCGCAGCACUUCAUGGCCAGCAGGUCAUCCAAAUCGGGAGAGCAGGAUGAUGAAGCAGCUUCAUCAGGCCCAGGGGAUGAAAAUAAUGAACAAGAAGUGCAGACCAUUAACUACGUGCUUUGAGUCCUGUUAGUGAGGAUGGGUACAAACUGCUAGUGAGAAUCCUAGUCCUGUUCCCUCAAGUUAAAGUCCUACUAUCCCGCCAUCAAGUUCCCUUCGUGAGAAUCUUAGUGCAAACAAAGAUUCUCAAUAGAAACUACUAGUGAGAAUCCUAGUGCUCCGAGUCUUGAUUGGCACUAAUGCUAGUGAGAAUCUUUAACUGCUUAACCCUCUUGGUUGCUAGUAUAUAAAAAUUACAUAACUCAGAAAGAAUGGUAAUCGAUACAACUAUUAGCAGUGUGUUAGCUCAGACUCUGUAUUGACAAUUUUUAUUUAACUGGCGGUUCAUUUAAUAGCAUGGGUGAUCUUGUUAGUAAGGUUAGCAUCCUGCUAUGCACGGAAAUGAAAAUUCUUGAUAUGUUAAA